AUGCCUUCUGAAGAGUUACAAUACCCGACAAAGCCUUAUAGCAAGGUCAACCGAUAUGAUGUUCGAGCUUCAUACGCACUAAGGACGAUCCAUGAGCUCAUCAACACCAGUCCCAUUCUACAAGUAUCCUUCACGAUACCGGACUCUCCCUUUCCCAUGAUGCUGCCUAUGAUCGGCCAGAUGGGCUCGUUCGCGCGGCCCAGCUCUGAUACAGGCGACGUGCUAGAGUUAUAUUUACACGGCUACGUAUCCUCACGGAUAAUGAAUCUUUCCCGCAAGGAUAGCAGCGGCACAGAUGGAGAAGCGGUGACGGGUCUACCCAUCACGAUCGGCGCAAGCCACGUCGACGGCCUAGUCCUGUCGCUGACGCCCAACUCCCACAGCUACAACUACCGCUCGGCGGUGCUAUUUGGACACGCCGAGCUCAUCACGGAUAACGAGGAGCGGCUCUGGGCCAUGGAGCUCAUCACUAACAGCGUCGUGCGCGACCGCUACCGCCACACAAGGGUACCGCCCAACAAUGCCGAGAUGCAGAGCACGAGCAUCCUGCGCGUCAAGAUCGCUUCUGGAAGCGCCAAGAUCCGCAGCGGCAUGCCUAGCGAUGAGAAGGCCGAUCUCGAAGACGAAUCUUUACUAGAUCGCGUCUGGACGGGCGUUGUGCCGGUUCAUUACACUUUUGGCGAACCUAUGCCUGGUCCCUACAACAGACUCGACAAAGUCCCCGCGUAUCUAGAUGAGUUCGUGCGCGACUCGAAUCAAGACGCGAAGGACAUCGCCAUCGAAGCGGCGACAAAGACUAUGAAACCCAAGCCCAAGGCGAAUCUGGAAGAUUAA
Messenger RNA from Xylaria bambusicola, 834 nucleotides. RefSeq lists its product as uncharacterized. Lineage: Eukaryota; Fungi; Ascomycota; Sordariomycetes; Xylariales; Xylariaceae. Bases 1 to 834 code for a protein of 277 amino acids. The transcript is spliced from 3 exons. The record is from RefSeq and is a predicted model, not a curated record.